Trifolium pratense (red clover) is the source of this 2240-nucleotide messenger RNA. RefSeq names its product bromodomain testis-specific protein-like. Gene Ontology annotation, molecular function: protein binding. Lineage: Eukaryota; Viridiplantae; Streptophyta; Magnoliopsida; Fabales; Fabaceae. The record is from RefSeq and is a predicted model, not a curated record. The coding region runs from base 237 to 2042 and encodes 601 amino acids. The transcript is spliced from 8 exons.
AUGGACAACUAUUCUAACAAAAAAAAAAAAUUGUUUUCUAAUGAAACGAAUCGUUUAGAGUUUCGAAUUAAAACAACGAGAUCCAAGAUUGCCUUCUCUGUUCCGACACCGUUGCCUUGUCCCUCCGCCGCCGUCAACUAAAUUGUUCUCACACUCAACUUCCUUCCUCCACAAUUCAACUAUACCACAAACACAGUGCUUGGUUGGUGGCAUUUGAUUUUGUUACAAUUUAGAAGAUGAAGCGUAAACGUGGCCAUAAGAAAAAAAAAUCAAAGGGUACUACCACCAACCCUGUAACCCUUACAAAUGCUGUAGAGGACCCAAAUAAGGAAGAACCCUCUGGUUUGGAUAUUAUUGGUAGUAAUAAUGAUAAUGAUGAUGAUAAUAAACAAGAUAAUUAUAACUCUGCUAUGGAAGUUGACACACCUUCUUCCACCGGUACCGAUCAACAUUCCAAUCAUGCUACCAUGAAUCCCGACGGUUCAAUCCAUAACGGUGCUACGAAGUCGGUUGGACGUGUUAAGGUCAAGCUCAGGAAACCAAAAAUGUUGGACUCUCAGCACAACUCAUCUGAUGCACCUUCACAAAGUGAUACUGAUAAGAGUAGCCAGCAACAUGGGCUAGGGAAACAUGGUGUGAAGGAAACCGACAGAAUUGAAGAUAGUGUGAAUUCGUUGCCUGAUUUGAAAUUCGCUGCUUCGCCAAAGAAAGCCAGUAGCAUAAAGAUUAAGUCUUCAAAGGUUUUGGGAUUAAAUGCUGACCAGACAAGCAAACCUUUGCCGGUUUCCUCUGAGAUUAGCCACCCAAAAGAAAGGAAAGCAUCUCCACUUAAUCCCCGAUAUAAUAAGCAUGAAUUGGAUACCUCCUUAAUGAUUGUAAGGAAGGUAAUGAAAAUGGAUGCUGCUGAACCCUUCAAUGUUCCUGUUAAUCCGGAAGCACUUGGCAUUCCCGACUAUUUCGAUAUCAUUGAUACACCAAUGGAUUUUGGAACUGUAUGCAGCAACCUUGAAAAGAAUGACAAGUAUAUGAAUUCGGAGGAUGUAUAUAAGGAUGUACAAUACAUUUGGGAGAACUGCUAUAAGUAUAACAAUAAGGGUGACUAUAUUGUGGAUCUUAUGAGGCGAGUAAAGAAGAAUUUUAUGAAGUACUGGACUGCUGCUGGGUUAUACACUGACCAAUCAAAAGGGACCAAAGGCGCUGAGAGGAGUACAUCAGAAGAUAUUGCACUUUCUGGUGAUGGAAAAGUAGGGAAGGGUGGACAGUCGAAGCAUAAGAAAAAAAAGCGUCAUGGAAGACACCAUAAACAUGAUUGUUUAUGUGCAAUUUGUGUGCUAAAGCGCCGGAGGAAGGAACGGGAGGAGAAUGAUCGAAUUGCAAAAGGAAAUUUUGGGUCUGGUGGUGAUAAGCAUGCUAGAGAGUUCAAGCAAGAGGAAUCCAUGCUUGUACAGAGUCCUGGUGGGGAAGAUUCAUCAUCAAACACAGAUGAAUCGAUGGGUACUGAUGGAGAUGCUGAUGAUAACAAAGGAGAGGUGGCGAAGAUGGAGACUAGUGAGAAGCAACGGAUCCCUUCUGAUGGAAGGCGUGAGGUGAAUGAAGUUGAUCAUGAUGAUAGGGUGGAGGAAGAGGACCAUGGCCAAGAGGAUGCAGAAGAGGAGGAGGAAGAUGGGGAGGGAGAAGAUGAGGAAGAGAUUGAAAUGGACAGUGAGAAGAGACAGAUGCAUGAAACUUUAAAGCACGGUGGAACCUUGGCAGAAAAAUCAGAAGUUAGAGACACAGCUGUUCUUCAUGAUGAAUAUAAAAGAAUGCAACAAGAAGGACAAGCUGCACUGUUCCAGCAGCACAAGGAGCCCCAAGAUAGACAUCAAAAAGCUAAGCUACUUGAAAGCUUAUGUUCUGAAAACCCCAUGCUUUCAAGUUUGUGUGGAACUCUCUUUCCCAAGAAUAGUCAGUCUGUGUGGAGUGGUCCGCACUCACUAUUACAUCAAAGAAAUUCUGCUCGCACUAGUUCAAUUCACGCUGCUAUUGGGUCGUUCCUGGAGUAGCUUUCUUAUUUUAAAGGGUUCGCUACUUCCAAAUAAGCCUAAUUUUUUAUGUUGUAGUUUUAUUUGACAGAUUAUAGUAUUGUAGUUAAUGGCCUUCGUCGCUAAAUGUACAAUAGUCACAAUAAUGUUUAGAGCAAUGGUAAAUUUUGUAGAUUUGUGUUUUGUUUUAUAUGCUUUUACCUUAUUUUCAUUGGUUUA